This is a messenger RNA of Hypanus sabinus (Atlantic stingray), 5817 nucleotides long. RefSeq names its product myotubularin 1 (gene mtm1). The record is from RefSeq and is a predicted model, not a curated record. Gene Ontology annotation, biological process: negative regulation of autophagosome assembly; muscle cell cellular homeostasis; dephosphorylation. Gene Ontology annotation, molecular function: phosphatidylinositol-3,5-bisphosphate 3-phosphatase activity. Bases 130 to 1938 code for a protein of 602 amino acids. Gene Ontology annotation, cellular component: plasma membrane. The transcript has 15 exons. Lineage: Eukaryota; Metazoa; Chordata; Chondrichthyes; Myliobatiformes; Dasyatidae.
AUGGUCAGGUGAUGCGGUUGGCGAAGGCAACGGCGGCAGCAACAGGCGGGCGGCGGCUUCGGGCCUGAGGGACUUCUGGCCGCGCACAUAGCAGACGAAUCUUUUGUCCUUCAAGAACCUGGAUAAAAUAUGGCAUCUGCAUCUUCCCCAAUUGUAUAUUCCGCUUCUAUAUCAAUCAACUCUUCAACUAAAAAGGCACAGCAAGCAGAGGAGGUACCACUAUUACCAGGAGAAGAUAUUAAAAGUACAGAAAAGGAAGUGAUCUACAUUUGUCACUUUAAUGGGCCUAAAAAGGGGGUGGUACAUAUUACAAACUACAGGCUUUACUUUAAGAGUGUUGAAACGGAUCCCGUGAUGACCCUUGAUGUCCCACUUGGCGUGAUCAGUCGAGUUGAAAAGAUAGGCGGACAGUCAAGCAGAGGUGAAAAUUCUUAUGGAUUGGAAAUUACUUGCAAAGAUAUGCGAAACCUGAGGUUUGCUCUCAAACAGGAAGGUCGCAGCAGAAAAUCCAUGUUUGAGAAUCUUACAAAGCAUGCAUUUCCUAUGUCAAGUGGCUUGCCAUUUUUUGCAUUUGAAAAUAAAGAAACAUUCUAUGAAGAUGGCUGGAAAGUUUAUGACCCAAUUGAAGAAUUUAAGAGAUUGGGCAUACCUGAUGAAAAGCGAAAAUGGAGAGUCACUACCAUAAAUCAAAAUUAUGAGCUAUGUGAAACUUAUCCACCUAUCUUAGUAGUUCCAGUCUGCGCUAGCGAUGAUGAUCUGCGAAAAGUAGCAGCUUUCAGAUCCAAGGGUCGAUUACCGGUGUUAUCCUGGAUACAUCCUGACAAUCAAGCUGUGAUUGUUCGUUGUAGUCAACCUCUGGUUGGGAUGAGUGGAAAACGUAGCAAGGAUGAUGAAAAAUAUGUUGAUAUUAUUAGAGAGUCCAAUGGCCAGAUCCAGAAGUUAGCGAUCUUUGAUGCAAGGCCAAGUGUCAAUGCAGUUGCCAAUAAGGCUACUGGUGGAGGCUAUGAAGGUGAUGAUGCCUAUCAGAGAGCAGAACUAAUUUUCCUUGACAUUCAUAAUAUCCAUGUGAUGAGGGAGUCUCUAAGGAAGUUGAAGGAUAUAGUGUACCCCACUGUGGAGGAGUCCCAUUGGCUGUCAAGUCUUGAGUCUACACACUGGUUGGAACACAUCAAGUUUGUUCUGGCAGGAGCCAUCCAAGUUGCAGACAAAGUCGCAUCUGGAAAGAAUUCAGCAUUGAUCCACUGUAGUGAUGGCUGGGAUCGUACUGCACAACUAACAUCUCUAGCUUUACUAAUGCUUGACAGCUUUUAUCGAACAACCAAAGGGUUUGAAGUACUUAUUGAAAAGGAAUGGAUAAGUUUUGGGCACAAAUUUGCAACGAGAGUUGGGCAUGGUGACAAGAAUCAUGCAGAUGCAGAUCGAUCUCCUAUAUUCCUGCAGUUCAUUGAUUGUGUGUGGCAAAUGACAAAACAGUUUCCAACUGCCUUUCAGUUUAAUGAGGUUUUCUUGAUUACCGUUCUGGAUCAUCUGUACAGCUGUCGGUUUGGAACCUUCCUUUACACUUGUGAACAGCAGCGCACAAAGGAGGAAUUGCGGAAAAGGACAGUAUCCUUGUGGUCUUUUAUUAAUAGUGAUAUGGACAAAUACAUCAAUCCCUUCUAUACAAAAGACCACCGUGUAUUAUACCCAGUGGCCAGCAUGCGACAUUUGGAUCUCUGGGUCAACUAUUACAUUCGUUGGAACCCUUGGUUCAGACAACAGCAAGAUCCAGUUCAACAGCGAUACAAAGAAUUAUUGGUUAUACGAGAGCAGUUAUUGAAGAAACUAGAGGAACUACAGAUCUCAGACUCCUCAACAGGAAUGAUCCCCCAUGUUUCUAAUUCAUCAACUCCAUCUUCUACAAUGCCCAUAUCUCCACGAUCACAGACAACUCUUUGAGAUACACAUAUAGAAAUCUGAAUCAUUGUAGCUCGGAUUACUUUAGAAACUGUAAAAAGUUUGUAAAUGUUAUCCUGCAGCAUGUUAAAAGAAUGCUGGAUAGGGGUGUUGAUUUAUUUGCAUGUUAAUACUAUAAUGCUUCUUUAUACAAAAAUGAAUUAAAACUAUUUUGAUAAAUAUAUUAUUCUAAAUUACGCUUGUGCCUUAGUUGAAAUGGUAGCAGGCUGCCAUUUACAUAGGGUUAAUGUCCUGCUAUUUCUGUUUAAGUCAGCCGCAUUGCUGACUUUUAGUCACUGAAUAAAGAAAACUGUGGAAUUACUCAUCUCAAAAUUAAUGAGUAGCGGGAGUCUGGCUUACUGCUGUCGAGCUUCUAUGGGUUAAACUAAUUCGAUAGCAUUUGUGGCUUGUACAGUAAAUUACACUGCUCCCUACCAUAGUGUUAAGUAGAUAGUCAAAAGCCAAUGCCAAACAUUAUAAGCACUAGGUUAGGAAAGUCUUUGAAACACAUUGAGAGGAAAUUGAUCUCGGGGCAUAGCACGAAAUGGGCUGAUUAAGGCAACAACUUAUUUUGUGUUCUGCUUGAUUCACGGGCUGCCAAUUAGGUGUUGCCUGUUAGCACCAUUGCCCAUCUUUUGUUCCAUACCUCCCCGUGUAUGUGACGGUAGAUGGUCAUGUUCUCCAAACCUCUGUAUUAUACAGUGUUGCUUUUUAAAUGAUCAAACAUCAGGGUUUGAAUAAAAAAUGAACUUCAGUAUUUUACAGUCUAGACUUUCUCACAUUUUAUAAAUAAAAACUUACACUUGAACACAACUAUUGGUUUAUACCUACAAAAAAAAAUACAAUAGUGCAGGAACACCUGCAUUCCUGAAUGAGCAACUCAGCUACAUGAAAACAACCAGUGUACUUGCCUACUGUACAUAAUAGUGGGUUGUUUGUCUCUAAUAAAAUACACAUAAUUUAAACAAAAUAAUUGUUUCCUGGAAAUGCUGACGUAACUUGACCCUUAAAGGUUGUAUUCAGUUUCAGUUUUAGAAAUUGUUUUAUUUUUGUGGGCUAGAAAGCAUAAUGACUGAUGUUGGAAUGUGCUGCAUUUUAAUAACUGAUUUACCUCACUUUUCGUUGUUUGGCACCCUUAUACCAAUGGAUCUGAAAAUAAACAUGGGGUUAAAGCUGAAAAUGCACAUAGAAAUGGAUGUCAAAAGAAUGGCCCACGAUAAGGUUAAAAAUAUCAAAAGUAAUUAUAGGCUUUAGUUCUCAGUCCCUCCAGUGCUGCAGAGAUGUUCUGGGUAGCAUAGUACCUUGAUUGUGCUUUGGGACAUUUUAUAUCUGCCAAAUUUAAUGUAAAAAUUAGUUUAGGAUUUCGCGUUUGUUGUGCAAGGCCCAAAAGUCCCUAAUUGCUUUGCUUUUUGUAUCUAACAUAAAAAUAACUUAUUUUUAAGAGUAAAUUAAACUGAGUUUAAUCAAUCUGGCAGCACUCAAUAAUUUCAGAGUGGAUUCAAAUCACAUUACAGACCACCUAACAUUUUUUUAGACUGUUAAGAAUUAUAUUGUUAAGAGUGGAAGGCUUCACCUGUCAGUGCAAGUCUAUGUAAAAUAUCUUGUAUUGAUCUUAAUGGUAGCAAAGGAGGACUUAUGAUAUAUUGGCCAAUGCUGAUUAUUAGUUAUGCUUUCGCUUUUGGGUUCACCUUCUAAAAUCUAGAACUUUACCUGCAUGUCAACAAUAUUUGCACUUAAAAAAAGACUCGUGGUUUGGAAAGUGUAUGGAUGUUUUUUUUUUGCAUUUCCAAUUUGUCUCAAAUUGAACACACAGUUCUAACUUCAAAGUUGAUACAAUACCCAACUGAUUCUUGAUGCAAGCUUGCUUCAAGUUCCAGAGGUCUGCAUUAAAUUUAGUUGCUUCCUAGACUUUGCCAUUGAUACGUUAUUCUAAUGUAACUGAAAAGGCAGUUUUGAGAAAUAUGUUUGACCUUAAAAUUACUAUUUCCUAAAAUUUGUGAAGUUUUUAUUUUUUGUAAUGUGGUUGUUUCAAGGUCUGCUUUGUUGCUGUUGAACCCUUUGGAAUUCCCAGGCAUUUGUAGGCCAAAAGUCAUUAUACUGUCUUCAAUAUAAAUACUUCCUUGAUUGUAAAUCUGAGCCUGAGAUCAAUUGGGAAAUGUGUGACAACUUUAAAUAUGACUAUCCAUCACAGUCAGUAGAUUGGAUCAUCUGUAGCUGUUAAGACAGCAAAACAGAAUCUGGUGUGGAUAACAGGCAUGUAAGAAGAUCGAAAGUUCCCACUAUUGUCUUCUGUCAGGCUGUAAUGUACAGCUGCUUUCUGGAGUUUUCUGCUGUACAUUCAUCGUAGCAAUGGCAUAUUUCCUGUUGGGUUUUUUGAGGGAUUAAUUAGGCGUACUGCCAUUUAUUACCUCAGUUUAACAAUGUCUCAGUGUUAAAUUAAGUCGAAUUAAAGGCUUAGAAACUUUAAUUGUUUUUAUCUACUUUGUAAUAAAUAUGCCCACGUUGUCUUUGCAAAUCAUAAAUUGCACAUUAUUAAUCAUUCCAUUUCUCCACAAGAAUAUUAUUAAACAUCAGAAAUCCAGGCUGCUUGAAUCAUUUUCCUUUUGGUUAAUCAGUAAUUGAGCUACUUAAUUGUUUUAUCUGUAGUAGCCAAAGGCCUUUAUUUUGUGGGCUAUGAAGCAUUUGUAAUUAAUUAUAACAGAUUAACAGAUUAUUGCAGAUUAAACUGUUACUUAAAGCUGAUGCUCUCAAAAUCUACUGAUAAUCAGACUAUAUUUUGUAGCUAAAUGCUAUUAUUGAUUCUUAUUGUUUUGGUUCUUCAUCAAGUUUUUGUAUAAGAUCACAAGAAAGUACUAAAAGGUUCAUGUAUGAUGCACAUAUUUCAUUGUGACUACUGACUGUAUUAAUUUUAAUAUUGCCCUCGUAGAGAACAACUUGCUUUGAAAUAUGUCGGAUGUAAAAUGAGCUUAUAUGACUGCAGCACAAGUAAAUAGAUGAAAAAAAAUUCUAAGGUAUACUCUGGGAUUGAGAUGCUGUGUUUUACGCAGGGUUAGAAGAUUCAACACUUGAAUUAGAGGUAUUUGUAUGUGUGCUAUAAUCCAUUGUUAAUCUCUUUUGUGUGUUCUCUUACACAGUAUGAUUUCCAAAUCUUUCCAUCAAAUUAACAAAUUAUUUUAAUGUUCAUUAAAAUCAGUUUUAUAACUGUUAAUGAAUGUAAUUAAAUAUGAUACAGUAGGUAAAUAACAGCACUUGCAAAUAUUUAUUAGGUUUAACAGAAUAUUGAGAAUAUAUCUUUGUGGUUUGAUGUAGUGUCCAUGUUCUUUUUAUGUCCUGUUUAGAUUUACUUGACAAUAAUGCUUUGCCACUGUCAAAUGGACAGAAAUGACUUUCCAAGAUGGUUGAAUUCCUGGAUUCAUUAGCAUUACUGAAAAUUGACUUAAGCUUGAAACCGUAAAACAUUAUUAAAAUCUCAUUACCAUUUCUUUUAAAAAAAAAUACAACAAAUUUCACCCUUACUGUUUUGUUGCAUUUUCUUGAAUGUCUGUUUUUUGUGUCUAUUUAUUGUUUUCUCAGGAUAUUUGCCUUCAAUCUCACACUCUGCUUUUUGUUUCCACAUCUGCAGUUUCUGAAAACUGCAUGAUUUAACAGGGGAUAAGAUUACAGUUUAUCAAAGUUGAAACUUUAAGAAUAAUGGAGUAAUUUGAGACUAUAGAAUGAGGGACUAAUCUUUUCACAUGCUUUGUAUACAUUGCAUUAAAAACUGAUGUUUAUAAUUAAACAGUAUACAAAAUUGAUUUAUGUUAUGUUUGCCUUGUACAGUCAAAGAUGCUACUGUUUAACUAUUGAGAAAUAAAAAAUGAGAUAUCUUAAGAUGUUCUGACA